Adineta steineri is the source of this 4896-nucleotide messenger RNA. Lineage: Eukaryota; Metazoa; Rotifera; Eurotatoria; Adinetida; Adinetidae. The record is from the annotation of a GenBank genome assembly.
AUGAUGAUUAAACAAUCAAAUAUAAAAUUAGAUUUAGAAUUAUCAAGAGACUUAAUGAAUAAAACAAAAAAUCACUCAGUUGAUAAGAAUUAUAUUUGUCAACGAUAUGCAGCGAGACAUGGACUUAUUGUUACUUCUACUACUACAAAUCAAUCUCGGUUCACAAGUGAAUCUAAUCAUUCAAAAAAACGAACUCAUCAAAUACAAGAAACAAAUAUAAAUACAACUAUUAUUGAUGUAUUAGAAAAAUCCUCAAGUGAAUGUCCUUUAACUGAGUCAUGUUGUAAAGAACGUAUAAAUGAAUAUUUUAAUAAAGAUAUUCAAGCAUUAAAAAUUAGUUCGAAAACUAAACAAAAUCUUAAUAAAUUACAAAAAAUAACUGAUGAUGUUAAAUUAUUAACAAAACAACUUGAAUUAUCAAUGAAAUUAAAUAAAAAUAAUAAUGCAUCUAUGAUAACAUUAGAUAAACGUUUACUUGGUGAGAUUUGUUAUCAACUUGAACGACGUAUUUUAAUUUUAAUAUUUUCAAAAUCGAAACAAUUCUAUGGUUAUUCACUUCGUUAUUUAUCAUCAAUUAUUGAAAAUCAACAAAAUAAACAUGAUCAUUUAAUAUAUAAAAAACGUUUUAAUCAAAUUGAAAAAUAUCUUUUAAAAGAAAAUUUUCAUUUCGAUCAUCAUUCAAUAUUAACAUUUUAUUUUAUAAAUAAAUAUGGAAUUUAUUCCGAUUAUCAAUGGUUAAAAAUUUAUUCCGAAAUUCUUUCAAAUCUCAAUCAAAUUAAAUCAUUUUGUUAUUCAAUAUUAUCAAAAGAAUAUCAUGAAGAUAUAUCUAUAAUUCUAAAUAGUCUUGAUUUAAUUUCAAAAUUUGAUGGUUCAAAAUUAGUAAAACAUGAUUUGAAUUUAGAGCAACAAGGUCGUUCAAGUACAACCGAAGCAUAUAUUUAUCGACAUCGUUUGGUUACACGAUCGACAACACCAUUAUCAAAUAUAAAUAAUUAUGAUAUAUACGGUCAAUCGACUGUCACAUCAUAUCUCAAUUAUUAUCAACCAAAACCAACAUUUGCUACUGAACAUGUAUCGCCAAAUCAAACAGAUAAUUUAUGUCCUAGACAAAAAAAUGUUCAUAGACAUUGUCAACGUUCCUGUCAUGGAAUAAAUCAAAAUACAAAUUGUCGUUCUCAACGAAUUUGUGUUUGUGAUCAUAAUUGUGGAUUUUCUUGUCUUUCAACAUCAAUUGUAAAUGAACGUUAUCUUUGUCCAGUUUUAAAUAAUCCACCACAUGGUCGUAUACAAUAUGAGGGUCAUUCAUUCUAUAAUCGUCUUUCUUAUGAAUGUAAUACAGGUUAUACAGUAGUUGGACCAAAAGAACGUAUUUGUGUUAGUGAUGGAUUUUGGGAACCAGUUGCUGAUGUUUAUUGUAUACGUAAUGAUGAAGUUUGUACAAUUAAUAAUCCUAUAAUGAAUGGUCAUUAUACACCACAACAACAAGUUUAUUAUGCUGAUCAACAGAUACGUGUUGAAUGUAAUCCUGGUUAUGAACUCGAUCGAUUAUCUCCUGUACAAACAUGUCAAAAAAAUGGAACAUGGUCACCAUUAGAAAUACCAAGAUGUUUAAGAUCUCCAUGUGGUGAACCACCAUCAAUAGCAAAUGCAUAUCUUGUUAAUACUACGUCUUCGUAUGCUCAAUAUGCAUGUAUUGAAAGAUAUCUAUUAAAAGAUUCUAUAUCAACAAUUGAAUGUAAACAAGGUCGAUGGCAAAAUAUUCGACCACAAUGUAUUGAAGCAAUAUGUCGACAUCCAACAAUGGAUGGAUUUAAUGGACAUGUUUUUAAUUCUCGUACGAUAUUUGUUGCUGGCGAAGGUACAGGUCUUAUGUGUAAUAGUAGUACACGUUACGAUCUUAUUCCAAUGAUUGAUUAUGUUAUAUGUGAUAAUCAUGGAAUAUGGAAACCAACAUUACCAAAAUGUUAUGCAAAAUGUCGUUUACCAGAAUUAGGAAGAAAAUUAAUUGGAUAUUAUAUGGAUGAUAUUACUAAUGAAUGGUAUGGAAAAGAAUUACAACCAGGUGCGUAUAUUCGACAUGGUUCUACAGUUAAAUAUCAAUGUCAAUGUCAAUCGAAAUUUCUACAUAAUUGUUCUUCAAUAAAACCAGAUUUUGUUCAAUGUAUUGAUGGACAAUGGACAAAUGGUGGUCCUUAUUGUCGAGAAGAAAUGUCUGAAACGUGUCACGUUCCAUUUGAUAUUCCUCAUGUAUUAUUGAAUAACAAUACGAAAUCAAAUAACAUAUUAAAUGAAGGAGAAUCAUUGAAUUAUGAAUGUAUUCAUGGUUAUAGAAAUAUGACAAACGUGACAUGUAUACAAGGAUACCUAACAGCAAAACCUUUAUGUGAACCAAAAAAUUGUACAACUCAUCCAUAUUGGAUUAAGAAUGGAUAUGUUAAAUAUCAAAAUAGACGACACGGUGGUUAUGCUGAAUAUUCAUGUCGUAAUGGUUAUAAAUUAAGUAAUCAUCGAAUAUUAAAAUGUUCAUUUGGUCAAUGGGAAUCUCCAUAUGAUCGAAAUAAUUCUAUACAAUGUGUUGCAGAUACUUGUCUUCAUCCAGGUUUUAUUCAUCAUGGAAAGACUUACGUUGUUAAUUAUGGUACAUCACGUUAUGCACUAUCAGCAAAUAUUACAUUAAGACAUGGAGCUUCAUUACAAUAUGAAUGUGAUCCUGGUUAUAUGCUAAUUGGUAAUCGUGGUUCCACCUGUUUUUCAGGUAUCUGGCGACCUGAUCAAAUACCAGUUUGUAAUGAAGAUCGACAUGUGUCCUUGCAACAUACAUUACACAAAUUUGUCAGUUAUUGGAUUCGUGAUCUUUCAUACUGUCCACGUAAACGUGAUGUAAUUCGACAAAGACAAUGUUUUAAACCUUGUUUCGAUGAUAGUGAUUGUCGAAGUCGAUAUCGUUCAUGUGUAUGUGAUUAUGAUUGUGGAAUGUCAUGUGUUAAACGAGGUAUUAGUUGUCCUUAUUUAACACCUCCGGAACAUGGUCAUAUAACAUAUUCAAAUAGCAAUAAAUUUGGUUCUCGUGCAACAUAUGAAUGUGAUAUUGGCUUUGUACUUGAAGGUUCAAAAUAUCGUCAUUGUCAAGGUGAUAUGUGGUGGGGACCAUCAGAUACAGUACCCUAUUGUGCAAAAGAAGUUUUUUGUAAUCGACCACCUGAUAUAAUCAAUGCAGUUAAUGAUAUUCCAAGUACAAUUACAUCAUUUCAUGCUGGUUAUUCAGUUAAAUAUACUUGUUUAACUGGUUAUGUUGGAACUGGUACAACUACAUCAGAGUGUACAUUUCUAGGUCAAUGGACAUUUUCAACAUUAAAGUGCAAUCCGAUUGAUUGUGGAUCGCCAGGUAUAUUACGCGAUGGAUUUUUAAGUGGUGAACGAUUUGAUUAUCCGAAUAUUAUUGCAUUUUUUUGUAAUGAUGGAUUUCAACUUAUUGGUAAAGAUAUAACAAGAGCAUGUCAAGAAAAUGGUUUAUGGUCUGGUACAAUGCCCAUUUGUCAAAAAAAAUCAUGCAGUACACCUCCGAUAGUUAGUUACAGUGAAAUAAUUCAACCUGAUCGAACAACAAAUGAAACAGUUCAAUAUAUUUGUCAAGAUGGAUAUCAAUUACAUGGUUCCUCUAUGUUAAAAUGUAUUUCAUCCGAAUGGCAACCAACUCCACCAACAUGUGAACCUACUACAUGUAAUGAUCCUGAAACAUAUUUUAAUGGUUUUAUUGAAUCAUUAUCAGUAAAUGAUUCAUUAAAAUAUGCUGUUAAUUCAAUAAUUACAUUUCAAUGUCCAACGAAUAUGACAUUACGUGGUUCACGUAUAUCAAAAUGUCAAAUAAAUGGAACUUGGUUACCAAAAAUUCCUAAAUGUGAAAAACCAAUACCUUGUGCAAUUCCAGGUUUACCACGAAAUGCCCGAUAUGUUCAUCUUCGUCCAUUUAUGCAAAAAAUACCUGAUGGAAGUCAUUUAGAAUAUAUGUGUGAAAAUUCUCAACAUCGUCAAAGAAUUCUUUGUCGACGAGGAAAAAUUCUACCAAAAAAACCACGGUGUUAUACUGGUUGUCAUGUUGAUAAUGAACAUGUCAAUUUUUCCAAAACAUUUUAUCGUCAUAGAGAAAAUGUUUAUUAUACAUGUAAAAAUAAUAAUAGUUUAUCAUUAAAAAAUGAAACAAUACGUUGUAUUAAUGGAAAUCUUACCGAUCAACCAAUAUGUCAAUCAGUUAAAUGUAUUGUACCACAUAUGCUAUUUUUACGUAAUAUUGUUAAUACAACAAUACCAUCUGGUGCAUUAAUUGAACAAGAUUCUUCAUUUUCAUAUACAUGUAUAGAUGGUUAUCAACCAAGUAUUGAAUCAGCAAUAGUUACAUGUCUUAACGAUAGUAAACUAUCACAUCAUGCACAAUGUGUACCAAGAUCAUGUAAAGAACACCCACCAGUAAUAACAAAUGGUCGAACUAUAUUUCAUUCAACAAAACAUGGAUCUAUAGCAAGAUAUCGUUGUUUUCCAGGUUUUAGAAUUGAAAAUAAUCAUGUAGCAAAAUUAACAUGUCAAUUUGGACAAUGGUUACCUCAACAACCACCAAGAUGUUUACCAAUUUUCUGUCCUAAUCCUGGUCCACUAUUUAAUGGUCGAAUAUAUGUUAUUCUAAAAGAUGAACGUAUAUCACCAAUACCAAUGCGAACUGAAUUUCGUUCUUAUAUACCAAAUGUGAGUCAUGAUCGAACAAUUGAAUUUGAAUGUAACUCAGGUUAUAUUCUUCAUGGUCCAUCGGGUUUAACAUGUAAUCAUGGUCGAUGGAUGCCAUCCGAACGACCACGUUGUAUUAUUGAAAAUCAUGUUCAACCAAAUAUAAUCUUUACGGGAUAA